Messenger RNA from Choloepus didactylus (southern two-toed sloth), 1074 nucleotides. Its product is annotated as UPF0561 protein C2orf68 homolog. The transcript is spliced from 2 exons. Lineage: Eukaryota; Metazoa; Chordata; Mammalia; Pilosa; Megalonychidae. Bases 1 to 501 code for a protein of 166 amino acids. The record is from RefSeq and is a predicted model, not a curated record.
AUGGAGGCGGCGCCGGACCCCGGGCCGGGGCUCUGCUGCAAGCCCGGCGGGUGGCUGGACAUGAGCCACGGCUUCGUGCACCACAUUCGACGGAACCAACUCGCCCGGGACGACUAUGACAAGAAGGUGAAGCAAGCGGCCAAGGAGAAGGCGAGGAGGCGGCACACGCCCGCGCCGACAGGGCCCCGUAAGCCCGACCUGCAGGUGUACCUGCCGCGACGCCGAGAUGACUCUACCCGCCCAAGCAACCCAGACUGUGAGGAGUCCGGCGAAAGCAGCAGUAGUGGUGGCUCCGAGCUGGAGCCUUCUGGGCAUCAGCUCUUCUGCUUAGAAUAUGAGGCCGACAGCGGAGAGGUCACGUCAGUUAUCGUGUAUCAGGACGAUGAUCCAGAAAGGGUGAUAAAGGAGGUGUCAGACCACACGCCUCUGGAUCCACCCAUGCGAGAGGCCCUGAAGUUGCGCAUCCGGGAGGAGAUGGCAAAGCGCCAGAGCCGACCCUGACCAGAUUGGACACAUCCUCACCAAGCUGGAUUCUCUGCAGCACUCAAAAGAAUUCUGCCCAGGAGCUCCCCACUGGUUUGGGUGUGCCAGAAUCGGUCUGUGCUGACCUUGAGACCCACCACCCCACCUGACCCCUAGAGCUGCUGGCAACCACAGAAGAAGGGUAUUGCAGGAAUACACCUCGCCUCCUUGCAGCCAUUCUUUCCUGUAUUUUGGUCUAUAUUACCAGCCUAAUAUUCUGGAAUUUUCUGAGAACUCUGUUCAGCUAGCAUGGUGUUCUGGAAGCAGAGACUCCAGACAGAGCUGGGGUUUAUGAAGCUUUCUCAUUGAGAUCAUUUGCCAUGGGACACCCAGCUGCACCUGCUCCACCCUGCCCCAUGAGCCAUGUUUGUUAUUUUAUGGUUCCUUUUUUGUGCGUGUUCUCACUUCCAUCCAGUGCCAUGUUUUCCUAGCUCUUUUUUUCAACUCUAUUUCUUUCUUCUUUCCUUCCUCCCAUCAUUCUGCCUCAGAUAGAAUCUAUCAGUUCUCCUUCCACCCCUGCCCUCAAGUGACUGCCCUCUGGAUGCCAGUCAC